Elgaria multicarinata webbii is the source of this 1439-nucleotide messenger RNA. RefSeq names its product synaptophysin like 2 (gene SYPL2). The record is from RefSeq and is a predicted model, not a curated record. Gene Ontology annotation, cellular component: synaptic vesicle membrane; synaptic vesicle. The transcript is spliced from 6 exons. Lineage: Eukaryota; Metazoa; Chordata; Lepidosauria; Squamata; Anguidae. Bases 52 to 831 code for a protein of 259 amino acids.
GCGCUCCGCCAGCCCACAGACGCGCCGAGACCGACCGGCACCCCUCCGAGCAUGUCCGAGCCCAGCGCCCAGACGGCGGCGGCAGACAAGGAGUCCCGAAACCCGGUGGCCCAGCUGCUUUUGGGGCUGCGUUGGGGCCGCCUGGAGGAGCCCCUGGGAUUCAUUAAGGUGCUGGAGUGGCUGUUUGCCAUUUUUGCAUUUGGAGCCUGUGGUUCUUUCAGUGCAGAAACAGGGGCUACUGUGAAAUGCAAUGCGGAGCCUAAAGAGACGACUGCUAUCAUUGUGCAGUUUGGAUAUCCUUUCAGGUUGUACAAGGUUCCCUUUGAUAUGCCAGACUGUGCUGAAGGGUCUACUGCUAAACGGGCACUGCAUCUCAUGGGAGACUUUUCAGCACCUGCCGAGUUCUUUGUGACCUUGGGCGUUUUUUCUUUCCUGUAUACCAUGGCAGCUCUUGCAGUCUAUCUACGAUUUCACUCCCUCUACAAAGAGGAUAAGAGGCUACCCUUUGCGGACUUCUGCGUGACCGUCUCAUUUACCUUUUUCUGGUUAGUGGCAUUUUCAGCCUGGGGCAAGGGCCUCUCAGAUGUGAAAGGAGCUACACGUCCUUCCAGCCUCAUUGCUGCCAUGUCAGUGUGUCAACUCAAAACAGCGGUGUGCAAUGCUGGGGCCACACCUUCUAUGGGUCUGGCCAACGUCUCUGUGCUGUUUGGCUUUGUCAACUUUAUACUGUGGGCUGGAAACUGCUGGUUUGUUUUUAAAGAGACCCCUUGGCAUGCACAAGCCACCAACAAGGAAAGUUCUGCUGAACAAGGAGCUGUCGAUAAGCAAUAAGGAACCUUCCCCCUCACUCCUGAAGCCUCCUCUUCCCCCACCAAGAACAGACAGUGCCUCGUCUUGCCUACCUGCUCAUCCCAUUUCACAGCAGGGCAGGAAAUGUGCCUUCUUUGCCAUCUCUGCUGCCGUCCAGCAGUCAUACUGGCUUCCCUUUGUGGCUGUUACAGGAUGCCUUCCUCCAGCUGAAAUCAGGGGUCCUUUUGUGGUCCUAGAUACACAGACCAUACAUGGUGACAACAGAACUCUUCUUCAUUUGGAUUUUUCUUAAAAAGUAUAAAUGUAUGUUAUGGUACAUUGUAACUUUGCUCACCAGUCCUACGGUGUGUGUGGCAUUGUUUCUUCACAGCCUCUUUUGACCAGUUUACAAAGGAGAAAAACCAGGUAGAGUUGGAUAAGGGCAUAGAAAGAACUCAGACAUUAGUGCCACAGAACUUGGAGCAUCUAGGCGCCUUUGAGAGUAAGUACACUUUCUGCUCUGCCAUGGAAAUAAAAGCAGAAAUACCAACUUUCCAUCUGGCUUAGCAGCAAAAUAAAGGAGAAAAAUUAAGGGAAUAUUUUUACCUUUGAUACAUUGGAAGGAAGGAAUGGAUUGUGUUGCAUAAUGG